Molecule: messenger RNA, 920 nt
Organism: Triticum urartu
Lineage: Eukaryota; Viridiplantae; Streptophyta; Magnoliopsida; Poales; Poaceae
Source: RefSeq, a predicted model, not a curated record
AUGUCACUCUUGAUGAUCGGCAUUGCGUCGGUUGUACCUCGCCGCGCACUCCGCCUUGGAGACGACGGCCCUCAAGCCCGAGGCACCGCCGUAACCGCCUCCUCCGAGGUAGUGGAGGAGGCGGCCCCGCGCCUUAUUGAUUGCGGGCAGCAACUCCUCCUUGACGGCGAGGCGGUGGCGGCGCGUCCAUGCGGCCAUACCGACUGCACAGCGGUAUUACUCAAAACCCCUAAAAAACAGUAUUACUCAAAAAAAAACCAACCAGCACCAGUCUCCGUCACUCUCUCCAUUCCCGCACAGUCCUUAGAUCUCACCCACUCCACUCCCUCCGCUCCCCCCCACAACCGGCGACUUCAUCUCCCACCGCCGCCCCCUCUCAUCCCUUCCCCUCCACUCAUCCGACGUCGAUCAGGUGCGCGCACCCUCGUCUCCCGCGGAGGUGGCGGCGAGGUGCAUGAACGCGGUGUGCGGCGCGCCCGCCCCGACGGCGGCGGGGUGGGCGAGUGGAGGAAGGACUGGCCGCUGCGAUCCGGCGGCUUCGCCGUGCUCUGCGACAAGUGCGGCCAGAUGAAGGCCGUCGAAGAUCACAAGGGCAGCUUGCUAUUGUACAGGAUUUCAACACAUAAGGGCAGCUUGUUACAUUUUACAGAAACUCAUGAUGUUGGCAAUGGUAAGGGGGCGAAAUCAUGAAGGCACGGUUGGGUUGCAAGGUGCUCAAACUCUCAUAUUGCGAUUUGCCUACAACUUUGUUGGUAUGUUUGGUUGUUUGUAGUUUGUUUCUGUGACCUGUACUAAACUAUAUAGCAGCUAUUUGCAGUCUGACAUACAUCUGCAUAUACAAAACUCAGAGAAGUCAUGGAAAAAACUUGCUGUUAAGCAACUAUAUGGGCGUCAGAAAGAACUUCAGUCAUUUGUUUGAA